This is a messenger RNA of Penicillium brevicompactum, 1440 nucleotides long. RefSeq lists its product as uncharacterized. The transcript is spliced from 2 exons. NCBI's taxonomy places the organism in Eukaryota, Fungi, Ascomycota, Eurotiomycetes, Eurotiales, Aspergillaceae. The record is from RefSeq and is a predicted model, not a curated record. The coding region runs from base 1 to 1440 and encodes 479 amino acids. Gene Ontology annotation, molecular function: N-acetyltransferase activity.
AUGUCAACAUUCACUAGAUAUGCAAGCCCGAAUGAGCGGCGAACAAUCAGUCGGGAAGACGUCGGCUUCUACCAUGCUUUGGUGAUUGGAGCUAUUUAUGAGAUUCCAAGUGGUGGGAUAGAUGUCCACUCAUCUCGCUCAUUCGUCGCGCCUCUCACAAGCUGCCUCCAAGAAUAUCCUUAUCUCGGCGUGGUUAUCAAAGAUGGAGAUACCGAGCAAUCUUUCUACGAAGCAACUUCGAGCGUCAAUCUCGAGAACCAUAUUUCCAUUCUUCAGCAAGCGCCUAGUGGUGAGGAACAGAAUUCCAGUAUUCAGCAAUGUCUACCGCAAAUUCUCGACAGGCCUUGGUCAGCUGGCCUACCACCUUGGCGAAUCGUUGUGCUCCCGCUUGCAUCGGAAGACCCAAAAUUAACACGCUGUUUCAUCGCGUUGUCAUUUUCACAUGCCCUCGGCGAUGGCAUGGUGGGAGUUUUUUUCCACCGUACUUUUUUGAACGCACUUCGACAACCUUCUGAUGCCGAAGAGUUGUCCUUCAUGGUAACGACACCCAAAGCGGCACUCUCCGAGCCUUUCGACACCCCCGAGCGGCUUCCCAUCUCAUGGGGCUUUCUCCUUGGGCCAUUGAUUGGAGCAUAUCUACCAAAGUUUCUUGGUAAACUGCUAGGUUUCCGGGCUUCCGCUAGCACGGUAGAUGCAGGUACUUGGAUUGGAUCACCUAUGUUCUUUGAUCCGACCGCUGCCGAAACCAGCAGGGUGAACCUUCUCGAGAUUGAAGCUCCACUAGUUCAAAACGCCCUACAAGUCUCAAGGAGCCAUGACACCAAGCUUACUGGAACUAUGCAUCAAAUGAUUAUUCGAGCUUUGAGCAAGGCCGUUCCAGACGACAAUAUCACCAACUUCGUCUCAGGCACGCCGGUCGAUAUGAGGGCUUCUGUCGGUACGCCCGCUCUCACAUGGGGUCUGUUCGUGUCUGGAUAUUAUGAGAUGCAUCCUCGCUGCUCUGAUGCAACAGAGCCGGUACUGUCGGAAGAGUCUUGGACAGCUGCUAGCUCGAUGACAAAGGCGAUUUCGGCUUGCGCUGCGACCCUUCAAGACCAAGCAAUUGGCUUGUUGAGAUAUGUUCCUGGAAUCAGAAAGUGGACAUUGAGUAAAAUUGGCCAGCAGCGGGAUUCUUCGUACGAGCUGAGCAAUUUGCUUGCUUUCGAUAACCAGGAUGGCGAGAAGCAAGAAUGCAGAGUUGCAAAGAUGGUGUUCUCGCAGCCUGGUAACGUUACCAGCGCGCCGCUUGUGUUCAAUGUUAUCAGUGUGAAGGGGGGGAGUUUGAUGUGUACGGUGAGUUGGCAGGCUGGGGCUUUGGGAGUCCCCCUGGACGAAGAGCGGUCGUUUGUGGAUGGCAUAUGCCUGUCAAUCCGGACCGACUUUGAGGCUUUGACGAAAUAG